Messenger RNA from Xenia sp. Carnegie-2017, 1043 nucleotides. RefSeq names its product dual specificity protein phosphatase 1B-like. The record is from RefSeq and is a predicted model, not a curated record. Gene Ontology annotation, biological process: negative regulation of MAPK cascade; protein dephosphorylation. Gene Ontology annotation, cellular component: cytoplasm. Gene Ontology annotation, molecular function: MAP kinase tyrosine/serine/threonine phosphatase activity; protein tyrosine/threonine phosphatase activity. Lineage: Eukaryota; Metazoa; Cnidaria; Anthozoa; Malacalcyonacea; Xeniidae. The transcript is spliced from 4 exons. The coding region runs from base 245 to 904 and encodes 219 amino acids.
UUAUUCUGUGACAAAGGACAUUAAUAAUUUCCCAAUUUUCCUACCGAUUCUUUUUAUUAUUGUGAAAUCUUUGUUGGCCUAUUUUGUAUCAAGCGACAUCGAUCGAUUUUCGCUGACAUUGUGUACGUUCUUAAGUAAACGUAUCUUAAAUAUAUGGUGGAGAAAACUAUAGUUGAGAAGUAUUGGCCAUGAAUGAUUGAUGUCUUUCAAGCGAAAAGCGAAGGCACUUAUCCACUGUUGAAAAAUGAACGAGAGUUUUUUGAAGCAAGUCCAUUUCACGGGUGAAACACAAUGUGAAGAGUUUAAGCCAAACCCUUUCAAAGCAAAUAUAUGCGUGAUUUGUUGCAAGGAAAUAUCCAAACACAAAGCAAGUUCAAUACGUAGUCAAGAAAUUUUAAUGAAGGCAUUGGAAUAUAGUCAGUCGUUCGACAAACUUGGAAGUGUAAUAUUACCAAGUAAUGGCGAAUCAAAAACUGGCGGGUUAUACUUGGGUGGUUACAAAUCUUCAAUGAACAAAAAGUUCAUCGUCGACAAUCAAAUUACCCAUAUCGUGAACGCUGCCAAAAACCUCGCAAGUUUUUUUGGGCCGAAAUACGAAAAUACAGUGAAAGAAAUCGUACGCGAACUGAAAAUAGAGUAUCUCUCACUCUGUUGGGUUGAUGAUGAAGAUUUUUCUAUUCCUGUAACUGAUGUCAUGGAAGCAAUCUCUUUUAUUCACAACGGUCUUACAAAAGGCAAUGUCUUGGUUCAUUGUGCUCAGGGAAAAUCCCGUUCUUCGACUGUUGUAAUCGCAUACGUUAUGGCGAGUAAGAAGUUGUCGUUGAACGACGCCUUAAAGUUGGUGCAGGAAAAGAGAAAGAUGGCUCAGCCUAAUCCAGGAUUCAUGAAAUUUUAUCAUAUUUAGAAAGUGACGAACAAUUUCUUGCGGUAAUGCUUCCUUAACCGACAUUGAAAACCAACACGCAAAAUGUACGUCAAUUUCCUUAGUUAGAAUUACUACAAAUAACUCUAUUUUCAAUAAAUUUGAUUAUUAUUAUAUGUUA